AUGGUCUAUUCUGUUCCAGAAGCAUCGUUUCAAGUCCUAAUUGAUGGCAUAUUGAACAAUCCAAAAACCAAUGCUCCAGAUGACGUCAAGGCGCUGGCGUCCAACGUCCACUUUAAAGGCACUGACAGUCCUUCAAUUCCCAUCAAUUGGCGGUUUGCUGAAUCUAUUAGCGCCCUCAAGGCAUAUGAGGGAUUAUCGCUUGCCGCCCUGAUCAGCCAAAAGUACAAAACCGAGGCCCCUAUGAUGACUAUCGACACUGAUCAUGCUCAGCUCAGCAUCAUGUCACCCAUGGUUGUAACCUACCAAAGAACCACCGACAAGCAGCCUGUGUCAUUAUUUCAUCCCGACUAUCGGAUUAUCACCGCACAGCAUUUUAAAGACAUGGACAAGUUUAAAAGCAUCGAUUAUCCAUGGAAUUCGUUAACCACCAAUAUUUACAAAACCAAGGAUGGGCGUUAUUACCAUAUUCACGGAUCCAUGAACAGCAGUUUCACCAAAUCGGCCCUCGGGAUACCCCAACAGCCUCCAAAGGAUCCUAUCUCAUUUGACGAAGCCUUGCCGAUAUUCCAACAGGCUGUAGCUGAGCACAAUGCUGAUGCCUUGGACACCAUGAUGAAUGAUGUACAUAAACAGGCCGGGACCAUCUGCUAUACGGUGGACGACUUUAAGGCAACUGAUCAUUACAAGUCCAAUGCUCACGUCGAGUUGUUUGAAACCCACCGGGUGGACGAUGGUACACCGGCGUCUUGGUGGAAGCUUGCCGAUCAAGGCUCAGUUGAAAGACCUUUAGCUGGUCUCAAAGUACUGGAUUUGACGCGGGUGAUUGCCGCCCCAGCAGUGACCCGUUCGUUAGCAGAAUAUGGAGCUAGUGUAAUGCGCGUCACAUCCCCAAACUUGCCCGACAUGUCAGCCUUGCAUCCGGACCUCUCCUGGGGCAAGUGGCAAUGUGAGCUAGAUUUUCACAAUGAGCACGAUCGUCAAAAGCUGUUGGAAUUACUGGAAGAAGCCGAUGUUGUUGUUGAAGGCUAUAGACCUUAUCACUUGGAAAAAUACGGACUGGGCAAGGAUAAUCUGUUGGCGUUAGCUCGACGACGUGGUCGAGGUAUUAUCUACGUGCGCGAGAACUGCUAUGGGUGGCAAGGGCCAUGGCAUGAGCGGAUUGGAUGGCAGCAAAUCAGCGAUGCGGUGUGUGGUGUGUCUUGCAGCUUUGCUGAUGCCCUCGGAGCCAAGGGAGAAGCAAUUACACCGGUGUUCCCUAAUAGCGAUUUCUGUACUGGCACAGCUGGGGCCAUUGCGGUGAUCCAGGCACUGACUGAGCAGGCUAAAAACGGAGGCUCCCAUGUGGUGGACUUGGCGUUGAACUAUUAUUCGAUGUGGCUCGUUGAUCAAGUGGGCACCUACGACGACGAGCAGUGGAAAAAGCUCUGGGAAUCCAAUGGCAAACCGUCGUUCAGGCAUUAUGACAACAUGCAGCGGCUCUUACCCCAGUAUAUCGGCCUUCUCCGUAAGCACUCUCCACACCUAUUUCAGCCUGCGUUUUUCAAGACCGAGAGCUUGCUGGACGACUCCACCCAGAUUACCCUCGUUGCUCCAACUGUUGAGUUUUCCGGUCCAACCCAGCCUGGGUAUCAUAUCAAGGCUCGAGGAAACGGCACGGAUGCACCAUCAUGGCCCAACAACCUUGUCACGCAAAUCGUUUGUGAACCUAGUCAGGUGAGCGUAUGA
Messenger RNA from Umbelopsis ramanniana AG, 1725 nucleotides. RefSeq lists its product as uncharacterized. Gene Ontology annotation, molecular function: catalytic activity. The transcript is spliced from 2 exons. The record is from RefSeq and is a predicted model, not a curated record. Lineage: Eukaryota; Fungi; Mucoromycota; Umbelopsidomycetes; Umbelopsidales; Umbelopsidaceae. The coding region runs from base 1 to 1725 and encodes 574 amino acids.